UCGGUACGUUCAGGGUCUGAACGUUCAAGAACUCCGUCUGCAUGUCUUUAUUAUCAACAAUAUCGCCACUAAAUAUUCUCUACCACCCUCCGAAUGCAGAUUAACAGGUAUGCCAAAGGAAAAAUAUGAUUCCCCGGAUCCUCGCCGAUUAUACACCAUCAUGUCAGCUGAGGAGGCAGCCAACGGGAAGAAGUCGCACUGGGCCGAGCUGGAGAUAUCAGGUCGGGUCAGAAGUCUGAGCAGUUCUCUGUGGACUCUCACCCACCUGACGGCUCUACACAUCAACGACAACAACCUGAGUCGCAUCCCGCCCGACAUCGCCAAGCUCCCACACCUGGCCUACCUUAACCUGUCGUCCAACAAGCUCCGCAGCUUGCCUGCCGAACUCGGAAACAUGGUGUCUCUCAGGGAGUUGCUUUUAAACAACAAUCUUUUGCGAGUUCUACCUUACGAACUCGGGCGGCUGUUCCAGUUACAAACCCUGGGGCUAAAAGGUAACCCUUUGUCCCAAGACAUCCUCAACCUGUACCAGGAAUCAGAUGGAACCAGAAACCUGUUGAACUACAUGCUUGACAAUCUAGCAGUGCACCCAGAACAGCUCCCCCAGAGACCCUGGAUCACCUUGAAGGAGCGGGACCCAAUGAUCCCUACAGCCAUGUUCACAGUGAUGUGUUACAACGUGCUGUGCGAUAAGUACGCCACUCGUCAGCUGUACGGCUACUGUCCCUCCUGGGCCCUCAACUGGGAGUACAGGAAGAAGGGCAUCAUGGAGGAGAUCACACACUGUGACGCUGACAUCAUCAGUCUACAGGAGGUGGAGACGGAGCAGUACCACGCCCUCUUCCUGGAGACUCUAAAAGACCAUGGGUACGAGGGGUACUUCUGCCCAAAGUCUCGUGCCAAACUGGUCUCAGAACAGGAGAGGAAGCACGUGGAUGGAUGUGCUGUGUUCUUCAAGACUGAGAAAUUUACUCUGGUGCAGAAACACACGGUGGAGUUCAACCAGGUUGCCAUGGCAAACUCUGAGGGUUCAGAGGUCAUGUUGAACAGGGUCAUGACCAAGGACAACAUCGGGGUCGCUGUCCUACUGGAGGUCAACAAGGACAUGUUCUCUGGUGGCAUGAAGCCUCUGCAGGAGACACAGUUCCUUCUGGUGGCUAACGCCCACAUGCACUGGGACCCAGAGUUCUGUGACGUCAAGCUGAUUCAGACCAUGAUGUUCCUGUCUGAGCUGAAGAGCAUCACCGAGAGGGCGCUGAGCUCCGUGGCAACAGGCUCCCCGACCUCCGACCCCUCCUCCAUCCCUAUCGUCCUCUGUGCUGACCUCAACUCCCUGCCAGACUCUGGUGUAGUGGAGUACCUGAGUAACGGUGGUGUAGCAGAGAACCAUAAGGACUUCAGAGAGCUGCGCUACAACGAGGCUCUCAGCAACUUCAGCUGCCAGGGGAAGAACGGCCCAUCUGACGGCAGCAUCACUCACAGCUUCCAGCUGAAGAGCGCCUACCAGGGCAGCCUCAUGUCUUACACCAACUAUACGUAUGACUUCAAGGGCGUGAUCGACUACAUCUUCUUCUCCAAGACUCACAUGUCUGUAGCGGGGUUGCUCGGUCCCCUGGAGUCUCAGUGGUUAACGGACAACAACAUCACCGGCUGUCCCCACCCCCACAUCCCCUCUGACCACUUCUCUCUGCUCGCCCAGCUGGAGCUCCACCCGCCCGUCACCUCCUCCCUCAACGGCCUGCACCUGCCCGUCCACAGGUAGUGAGGGACCAACCUCUCACCCAUGAUCCUUGACCUUUGAACCACUAAUGCCCUGCCCCAUCUCUGCCGAACAAACAAACCCAGACAGGCCAUCCCCCCCGACGGAGUAUUCACCCCUUCUGCUCCUCUUUUAACCUCCAUUUUGCACACUGAUUGGAUUUCUGUUUGUUUUUGUUUGUUGUCUUUAUUUGUCUACAUGAACGGCUUGAUACCAAAUUAGGGUUGGGAUUUGUGUUUUGUGUUGUUUUCUGGUCACAUUACAUACCGCUGCUCUUCUCCUUGGACGCAAAAGUGCGUCUGAAAUAGCACCCUAUUCCCUAUAUAGUGCACUACUUUUGACCAGGGCCCUAUGUGGGACUUGGUCUAAAGUAGUGCACGAUAUGGGGAAUAGGGUUCCGUUUGGGAGGGAGCCCCAAGUUCAGGUCAUCCUGAUCUGGUGUCAGAGUUUUUUUGCCUUAAACCUGGUUUGGAUGGUGGUGACUUUUUGUCACAUAACCUUCUACAGUAACAAUGACAACCGACAUCUGAAUUCUCUCCGUUCGAUUUUGAGGUACCCAAUCCUCAAGACAACUACUUAACAUAUUUUACAAAUAUGACAUCCAAAGUUCUACUGAAUUGUAUUUUAUGAUCAUGUUAAGUCCUAUCAUUUCAACAUAAAUGUUACCCCAAACACGUUUUUCUUUCUUCUCCUAAAUCACAAAGGAUGGGGUGUGGGACUUUUCAGUAUUGCUCGAUUUGGUGUAAUGUAUGGAAAGAGGACAGAUGUGCUUUUUAUCACGUCAGUAUAUCAGUCGAAGAUUAAAUGUAGAUUUCAAUAUGGAAAUCAAAAUGUGAAAUGGGGCUUCUAUGGAGACGAUCGUUGAACAGGAUCCCAGCCCUACUAACUCCAAUCCCAGCAUCCCUGUCAGCUUCUAUGGAGACCUAUAGGAACGAUCGUUGAACAGGAUCCCAGCCCUACUAACUCCAAUCCCAGCAUCCCUGUCAGCUUCUAUGGAGACCUAUAGGAACGAUCGUUGAACAGGAUCCCAGCCCUACUAACUCCAAUCCCAGCAUCCCUGUCAGCUUCUAUGGAGACCUAUAGGAACGAUCGUUGAACAGGAUCCCAGCCCUACUAACUCCAAUCCCAGCAUCCCUGUCAGCUUCUAUGGAGACCUAUAGGAACGAUCGUUGAACAGGAUCCCAGCCCUACUAACUCCAAUCCCAGCAUCCCUGUCAGCUUCUAUGGAGACCUAUAGGAACGAUCGUUGAACAGGAUCCCAGCCCUACUAACUCCAAUCCCAGCAUCCCUGUCAACUUACGUUGCUUUCACCUCACGUUGCUAUUUAUGUUGACACUACGCACUGAUUUCCCCUCGUCCGUUUGAGUUGCUUGCGAGUGGUGUGUUCCCCUGAUCCAAACCAAAAUUAACUUAUGGAUUGCAGUCAUUUUAGAUAUGUCUUUGACCAAUUUAUCUUGUUAAUCAUUAUGAUUUGGUCUUUAGCUUUUAAACUGCAGUGCAUUUAACACCUUUAAAGUCAUAAGUCUUAAGCCCAACUUCCCCGAGGCUCGUAGCCAAGAGUCCUCAUCAAUCCAUCAAUGUUUGAUUGAUAGAUUCAUUGAAGAAUCCUCCCAAAACCAAUCACAUUUGCUUGCCAUGUGUUGCGUUAUCUAUGUAUUAAGAGGCGUGAGAAAGGAUUGGUGUGUUUCCAAGCCAGAUGUCAUUAAGGAAGUGGUCAUGUCCUAUCAUUGAUUAAUGCUGAGCUGACUGUAUUUCUAAUCGAAACGCUCACAACAACCGCAGUGGUUUUUAGCUCAAUUCUACAUAGCAAUAGCUUCCAAACCAUUGGAAAUGUGUGUGUGUGUGUGUGUGUGUGUGUUAGGUAAAAAUAAUAGGUUACGUCCCAAGUGACACCCUAUUCCCAAUAUAGUGCACUACUUUAGACCAGAGCCCUAUAUUUUUUUAUUUUUUUUAUUUCACCUUUAUUUAACCAGGUAGGCUAGUUGAGAACAAGUUCUCAUUUGCAACUGCGACCUGGCCAAGAUAAAGCAUAGCAGUGUGAACAGACAACACAGAGUUACACAUGGAGUAAACAAUUAACAAGUCAAUAUAGUGCACUACUUUAGACCAGAACCCUAUAUAGUGCACUACUUUAGACCAGAGCCCUAUAUAGUGCACUACUUUAGACCAGAGCCCUAUAUAGUGCACUACUUUAGACCAGAGCCCUAUUCCUUAUAUAGUGCACUACUUUAGACCAGAGCCCUAUUCCCUAUAUAGUGCACUACUUUAGACCAGAGCCCUAUUCCUUAUAUAGUGCACUACUUUAGACCAGAGCCCUAUUCCCUAUAUAGUGCACUGCUGUUGACCUGGGUCAAAUAGUUCUGGUCAACAGUAGAGCAUCAUGUCUGUGUUUACACAGGCAGCUCAACUCUGAUCUUUUUUCCACUAAUUGGUAUUUUGACCAAUCACAUCAGACAUUUCACAUUACAUAUUUUUUAGAGCUGGUCUGAUUUUUGUCAAAAUACCAAUUAGUGCAAAAAAUAAUAUCAGCAUUGGGCUGCCUGUGUAAACACAGCCUGGGUGUAGGGUAUGGGGAGCAAUUUGGGACAUAAGCCAAACUCAAUGUGAUGCCCGGCUUACUGCGGUGGAACCCAGGGGUGUACUGUGCAUUAAAGAAUACCUCUUCUGUUCAUGACCAAGACUCUAGACUCAAGACUCUAAGAAGCUAGGUCCCUACCAAUGACUUUAGAUAUGUUACACAUACACUAAUGUUCAGUACAAGCUAUAGGCUAUAUAGCUGACACAGGGUUGUCUGACAGAGUUUGGGGGUAGCACACUGCAAUAGGUUAUUACUGAGUAAUUGAGUAAUACCAUUUUUACCAUGUCAUUUCUUAAGAAGUACCUAGUUAUAGAAAUUAUUAUCUAAAGUGAUAGAGUUGAGGGGUUGUAGAAGUGAUCAAACCUAGCGUUUGUUCCCAGAGAUAUUUGAAUGAUAGAAGCCAUAUAUUUAUGGGGAUUUAAAAGGUUGAAAGAUGUUAACUUUCUCAAAACUCAGUUUUUUCCCAGAAAUCCUUGUUAGAACAUUCCCCGAAUCAAGGAAUAAGGAAUAAGAAGGCAAUCCAUGAAUCCUCCAACCAGAACCUGUGGAUUUUGGAAAAAGUUAGCAGACUAUUUGCAACCCUAACGGGGAUACAAUAACACCAUGGCAACACUGUACUGUGUGUGCAGGUUGAAGCUGCGUCGACAUAACGUAACGUUAUAACAUGUCUUGACAACAUUGGCUCUGCUUUAUUUGCACGUGAUUAUCUAACACGCUAUGCCUCCAAUUUCAAUGACUUCUGUGAAACUAGCCUGAGAGAGUGAGAACGGACGGGGGGGGGGGUCAUUUCUGGGCCCAUACUUCACUCCCCCCAGAUCUUCAUUUAGUAGGGUACGACUAUUUUUAUGGCAGUUGUAUAUUCAACCAGAUAUUAACGUCUUUGGUGACCGUCUGAUCACCAUAACUGCUUUACAUCCGUUGGGGGUAAUGUACAAUUUUCCUAGCCUGGUCUCAGAUACACUAUGAAUAUAUACAAAAGUAUAUGGAACCCUUCAAAUCCGUGGAGUCGGCUAUUUCAGCCACACGUAUUGCUGACAGUUAUAUAAAAUCGAGCACACAUUCAUGCAAUCUCCAUAGACAAUCAUUGGCAGUAGAAUGGCCUUACUGAAGUUUUCCCCCGGUCAACUGAAAGUGCUGUUAUGUGAAGUGGAAACGUCUAGGAACGACAACGGCUCAGCCGUGACAUGAUAGGCCACACAAGCUCACAGAACGGGACCCCCGAGUGCUGAGGCCCGGACUCUGGACGGCUCAUGACAUGAUAGGCCACACAAGCUCCCAGAACGGGACCCCCGAGUGCUGAGGCACGGACUCUGGACGGCUCAUGACAUGAUAGGCCACACAAGCUCCCAGAACGGGACCCCCGAGUGCUGAGGCACGGACUCUGGACGGCUCAUGACAUGAUAGGCCACACAAGCUCACAGAACGGGACCCCCGAGUGCUGAGGACUCUGGAGCAGUGGAAAAGACUCUCUAGAGUGAUGAGUCAUGCUAUACCAUCUGGCAGUUCGACGGACGAAUCUGUGUUUGGCUGGUGCCCGGGGGGAUGCUGCCUGCCCCGAUGCUUGAUGUCGACUGUAAAGUUUGGUGGAGGAGGAAUAAUGGUAUUGGGCUGUUUUUCAUGGUUCGGGCUAGGACCAUUUAGUUCCAGUGAAAUCUACAUUUUAACGCUACAGCAUACAAUGACAUUCUAGACGAUUCUGUGCAUCCAACUUUGUGGCAACAGUUUGGGGAAGGCCCUUUGCUGUUUUCAGCAGGACAAUGCCCCCGCGCACAAAUCUAGAUCCAUACAGAAAUGUUUUGUUGUGAUCGGUGUGGGAGAACUUGACUUUGCCUUCACAGAGCCCAGACCUCAAUCGCAUUGAACAGCUUUGGGAUGAAUGGGAACGCCGACUGCGAGCCAGAGGCCUAACCAGCCCAACAUCAGUGCCCAACCUCACUGAUGCUCUUGUGGCUGAAUAGAAGCAAGUCCCAGCAGCAAUGUUCCAACAUUUAGUGGAAAGCCUUCCCAGACAAGUGGAGGCUGUUAUAGCAGCAAAGCGGGGACCAACUCGAUACAAAAAUCAUGGGAAUUAAUAUGGAGAUAUUGGACCAGUGGUGUCCACAUACUUUUGGUCAUGUAGUGGACAUUUGUUCUGUCUUGCCAACUCUUAUGGUCAUUUGUUUUUGCGACAAAGCAAACUGAUCUGGGGCCAGGCUACAAUUUUCUUACUAGAAGGGUUAUUUCGAUUUUGACACAAGUCCAAAGUUUGUCAAUCUUAUGUGUCCCAGUCAGUGUGCCACCAUUUUGUGUGUGAAAUAACCCCCAGCUCAACACAGUACAGACAGAAGUAGAAGUACCAAUGCUUCAAUUCGAAGCUUGUUUUUAAACUAUGGGCAUUUUUGUCUGUGAUCUAAAUGCAGUCUCUAAAUUGGUACUUUGUGUGAAAACAGUAAUUACAAGUUUUUGAAAAAGAGCUUUGUCGUUAAUGGGUUUUAUUAAGACUGAAAUGUUUUAUGUGGAAUCAAUCUAAAUGAUCAAAUGAUGGUCGACUCUUUCUAAAUCCAUUUUUUCUUUUUUUUGUCCCUUUUUCAGCUGAUGAUCUCCUAGUCUUCCCUAGGACUUUUUAUGUUUGAACAAGGUCUCCCACUCCCAAACACUGUAAUUACUUCCCCAACUUCAGCUGUACACCCCCACCCCCCCUCCAGCCCCCUUCCCCUGCACCCCUCCACAUAUCUCAUUUAAUAUCACAGCCUUUUUUUCUCUCUCUCAUGAACACAUCCACUCUUACUUUACAUUUGUAUCAAAGUUAGUUUUGUAGAGCACACCUCCAUUUUCUUACUUACAACAAAAACAACGUGCCUCGUUUGUACAGUGUACAAUCUCUCCAACAGCAGCACUGCCUAGGAAAAUCGUUUGCGUUUACACAGGCAGACCAAAUCUGAUCUUUUGCCACUAACUUUUGACCAAUCAGAUCAGAAUUUUUUUUGCCAAUAAUUGGUCAAAAGAUCAGAAUGUGCUGCCUGUUUUUAAACCCAGCCUGAGUAGCUCAGACUAACCAUGCGCCAACAUCUAUCCAUCCAUUCAUCCAUCCCUCCCUCCAUUCAUCCCUCUCCAUCCCUCUCUCCAUCCAUCCCUUCCAUCAUCCAUCUCUCCAUCCAUCCCUUCCAUCAUCCCUCUCUCCAUCCAUCCCUUCAUCAUCCAUCUCUCCACCCAGCCCUUCAUCAUCCAUCUCUCCACCCAGCCCUUCAUCAUCCAUCUCUCCAUCCAUCCCUUCCAUCAUCCCUCUCUCCAUCCAUCCCUUCAUCAUCCAUCUCUCCACCCAGCCCUUCAUCAUCCAUCUCUCCACCCAGCCCUUCAUCAUCCAUCUCUCCAUCCAUCCCUUCCAUCAUCCCUCUCUCCAUCCAUCCCUUCAUCAUCCAUCUCUCCACCCAGCCCUUCAUCAUCCAUCUCUCCAUCCCAUCAUCCAUCUCUCCAUCCCUCCAUCUCUCCAUCCAUCUAUCCCUCCAUCCAUCCAUCCCUCCAUCCUUUUUCUCUUCUAUCAUCCCCUGUUCCAUCCUCAGAAGGUAUAUGAAGUUAAACAUAGAUGAGGUACAGGGAUGACAGUGUCACCAAAACCCUCUCAUUUCAUACCACUCGGGUUGCCCUUCUGUUGCAAUUCACGUCAAAGUUAACUGAAAUUCCAAUUCAAUAAUUGAAAAAAUGGCAUCUAUUUGCAAUGUUUUUCUCAAUAAACUGAAGCUAUUUAUUUGAAAA
Molecule: messenger RNA, 8069 nt
Organism: Oncorhynchus nerka (sockeye salmon)
Lineage: Eukaryota; Metazoa; Chordata; Actinopteri; Salmoniformes; Salmonidae
Gene: cnot6l
Product: CCR4-NOT transcription complex, subunit 6-like
Exons: 12
Coding region: 110-1762 (550 amino acids)
Biological process (GO): nuclear-transcribed mRNA poly(A) tail shortening
Cellular component (GO): CCR4-NOT complex; nucleus; cytoplasm
Molecular function (GO): protein binding; poly(A)-specific ribonuclease activity
Source: RefSeq, a predicted model, not a curated record